Molecule: messenger RNA, 346 nt
Organism: Amoebophrya sp. A25
Lineage: Eukaryota; Dinophyceae; Syndiniales; Amoebophryaceae
Source: the annotation of a GenBank genome assembly
ACUGCAGAAACUAUCAUUUCUACCUUCAGGGAUUUCGACGACGCGCCAAGGCCAACGACGUGGGGAUGACUUGCAUGAUGAAUUGUUAAGGCGCGUUUUCUUGUUUGUCAACGUGGUCAUAAGUAUAAGCAAUUUAUAUAGUCUUAGCCAGAUGAAUGUAAACAAGUAUAUAGAUCUAGAUUGUUCAUCAUCUUUAUGUCAUCUAACAUUUAUCUUCAUCUCUAACAGUCCUCGCGACAACGGCGGAAACAGGGCAAGAGGAUGAGGAUCAUGAGGUCCAAGUACAACGAGGCGGCUUCGAAGUCACAGCAUUAGCACAUAGGCCUCCUGACGAUCAAGCAGCUUC